Molecule: messenger RNA, 357 nt
Organism: Sparassis crispa
Lineage: Eukaryota; Fungi; Basidiomycota; Agaricomycetes; Polyporales; Sparassidaceae
Exons: 1
Coding region: 1-357 (118 amino acids)
Source: RefSeq, a predicted model, not a curated record
AUGGACUCACCUGCAGGCGUGCCGUCAAACAGUCCUUCUAAUGGUGAUAUCGAUAAAGGACUUUUGUCGGUCGCGUUGAGCGACGUGCCCGCGGCUGGCAGGACUCAGGCGCCCAUCACCCAAACACUCCUGCGACGCGCAUACAGCGCCUCCUCGUCCGCGCCUAGUCCGCGCCCUCCCAUGGGCGCCAUGUUCACGCCGGGUUCCAAGAACCUGACGAGGGAUCUGCCUGCGUUAUCCUUGCUCAUGCACGUCGCGCCGCUUCCACGUUCGCGAACCUGCCGCUUGAAUUCUGUGCAGCUCGCGGAGGCGUUCAAUGACGGCAAGAGCUCUUUGCUCCUGCCGGCGGUGCAGUAG